AUGGCACUAGAAUUGAAAGAAAUGGGGAAUCAGGCGUAUCGUGAAAAACGAUUCAACGCCGCCGUCAAAUUUUAUACGGAAUCGCUCGAAAUUCAACCGGACCCGCUAGUUUUUUCGAACCGAGCUCAAGCGUUUUUGAAGCUCCAGCUUCCGGUUUUGGCUCAAAUGGAUUGUGCGGCGGCGUUGAAGUUUGAUCAGAACGAUGUCAAGGUCUUGUAUAGGCUCGCAUUGUCGCUCAAAGAGCUCGGCAAUUAUGAGAAAUCGCUGAAAGUCGCCGAAAUUUGCGCGAAACUGAGUCCGACGGCGGCGACGACGCAAUUAUUGGCGGAUCUUCGCAAAAAUAUCAAAAACCAUGCAAAGAUUAUUGAUCUACCGGUGGUGUCUCGAGCGGAUUAUCUACAGGACGAUAGCGAAUUGGAGGAUGUUGCGAUUACCUAUGAAGGAAUGGAGUCGAGCAACGCGGAAUUGAUGCCGGAGUUGCCGAAAUCCAAAAAACUUGCUAGAAAACCGCCCAAGAGUUUCGCUGACUUUGCCGCCGACUUUAAUUAUCUUCUUGAUGAGCCAAUUAUACUCGCCGAGUACUUCCUGAGCAUCGACGAAGCUGACUAUCAUCGGCUGUUUGAUGAUUUGAUUGAUGAUCGAAUGGCCAAUGAGAUUCUGAAGGCGCUGGCGAGAUAUGUUGAGCAGAAUCCUGGAAAUGGUGCGCAAAUUGCGCGGAAAUUGCUGAAAUUGGCCGAUGUUGGGAGAUUUGAUAUGAUUAUUAUGCUCUUUGGCGCCGAGGAAAAACAGGCGAUUUCUGAUAUUUGUAAACACAUCUCGCCGCCCGAUGCUGAUCUCAUAUUUGGAAAAUUUCUGUCAUAA
Molecule: messenger RNA, 861 nt
Organism: Caenorhabditis bovis
Lineage: Eukaryota; Metazoa; Nematoda; Chromadorea; Rhabditida; Rhabditidae
Source: the annotation of a GenBank genome assembly